Messenger RNA from Alosa sapidissima (American shad), 1951 nucleotides. Its product is annotated as protein lifeguard 2-like. The coding region runs from base 248 to 1084 and encodes 278 amino acids. Gene Ontology annotation, cellular component: endoplasmic reticulum; membrane; Golgi apparatus. The record is from RefSeq and is a predicted model, not a curated record. NCBI's taxonomy places the organism in Eukaryota, Metazoa, Chordata, Actinopteri, Clupeiformes, Clupeidae. The transcript is spliced from 12 exons. Gene Ontology annotation, biological process: negative regulation of apoptotic signaling pathway.
UGGGAACGACAGAAAAGAGAGGGCUGUGCUGAGCGAGGAUUAGUCGACUGCGAGCAUCACAGGGGCUUUCAUCUGAGCUGCGUAGUAGGAACCACUGCAAUAGUCCAGACACAGGGACAGCUAUCUACAGCAUCAAAAUAAAUACCUAAAGCAAAGAAAAUACAGGUGAACCAGGUGGUGCGGGCAGCCAGGGUCAAUAUUGUGAAUAAAGCGAAGGAGCCUACAGACUUAGGACAACAGAGUCAUCAUGACUCAGGGCAAGCUGUCGGUGACAAACAAAACAAACCAUGGCUCUACUGCAGAGACCAUGCCCCCAGCCCCUCCAACUUAUGAGGAGGCCACUGCAGAAGGCAGUCCUUCCUACAGUGGGGCUUACCCUGGCGAUGGAGAGAUGCUUACAGAAUUUAACUGGGAUGACAAGAACAUUAGAAGGGUGUUCAUUCGCAAGGUGUAUGCUAUAUUGAUGAUUCAGCUCUUGGUUACCCUAGCCAUUGUGUCUGUGUUCACUUUCUGUGACCCAGUGAGGGGGUACAUUCAAGCCCACCCUGGCUGGUACUGGGUGUCUUAUGCUGUGUUCUUUGUCACAUAUCUGACCCUGUCCCUCUGCUCAGGACCCAGGAGACAAUUUCCUUGGAAUCUCAUCAUGUUGACAAUCUUUACUCUGUCUCUCUCCUAUAUGACAGGAAUGUUGGCCAGUUAUUACAACACCAAGUCAGUCGUGUUAUGCCUGGGAAUCACAGCUCUUGUGUGCCUUUCUGUAACAGUCCUCAGUUUCCAAACCAAGUUUGAUAUCACUUCAUGUCAAGGUGUGCUGUUUGUAUUCAGCAUGACUAUGCUUAUUGGUGGGCUGGUUCUGGCCUUCGUCCUCCCCAUGGGCUAUGUUCCCUGGUUGCAUGCUGUCUAUGCAGCUUUAGGAGCAAUCCUGUUUACCAUGUUCCUCGCAUUCGACACCCAGCUAUUGAUGGGCAACAAACGCUACGCCCUAAGUCCAGAGGAGUACAUCUUUGCCACCCUCAACAUCUACACGGAUAUCAUCUACAUCUUCUCCUUCUUCCUCCAGCUGUCUGGCACAGAGAGGAACUGAGAUAUCUUGUUGUGGCAUCCAAUUGUACAUCCUGUAAUGCAAUUCCUGUGGUCCACACCUUCUUAUCCCUCAAAGUUACAGUGACCCUGUUCUCUCCAGCAUGAUAUGUGUAGUACACUGUCUUGUGUGUUUAGCUCUCGUGCUGACAUCCCUCCAGACCUGACAUGUCACUCACAUGUAGGGUGGCUGGGGUUACAUUAAUUGGUUUUAAAGGGGACCCUAAAUAUAAUAGCUUCUCUUGUCAGUGGACUCACAUACUGGGGUACUACUUGAAGUGUAUGUUCAUCUAAAGAUUGUGCAACAGCAUUCUUGGAAUCACUUUAAACCUUGAUGUCAUAUGGGGCUUAUCAUGGUGUUGGAAAAACAAAGUCAUUCCUUUAAUUUCGUGACACUGCAUGAAUUCAUGGGUACCUCUGUGCAAUACAACAGCUUACAAAAAAGAGAGAGUUACAGAAGUAAACACCAUCGUGAAAUGGUAGCUUAGUCUCCAGCCUUCCAUCUGCACAGUGUUUUGUAGUACAUUUGCUCUAAGUGCAUGUAGACUAGAGUGGAUGUCAAGAGAAUCAUCGGGUAUGAUGUUUAAUGACAGUCUCUGUGGCUGCUAUGGGUUAACCAACAAACUACAUUUGCUAAACUGCACUUUAACUGUUACUGUGUUGUUCUCAGUUGCCUUCACUGCCCCACAGUCGACACCCCCUGUUUCCCUAAUAUGAAGUGUUGGUAGCCUAGUCCUUCUUUUAUGUGCAUUCUCUAUUAAAAACAAGACUAAUGUAGGUUUACAGAAGUUGAUUACUAAGGAAAAGCUGAGCAUGGUUGGGAAUAUUGCAUGUGGCCAGUGCCUCUUGGAGGAUGCUUUUGGCUCCUCUG